AUGUCGCCGACGCGAGGGGAUAUUGCCUUAGCGGACGAGGUGUCCAUGAAACGUGACACGGCUGCCGACCCCAGUGGUGCGCGGUUCCAAGACGAACGACACGAAAAUGAAACCACAGGCGAACCGAUAGGUCUCGGAAAGUCCGUGAGCGUAUCAUACCUACCCGGACUCAGUGCGGAACAAGUCACUCAGAUGAGAAACGACACACGCCAAGAAAUUAACAAUGUUACCAAGACCACGGCGGAGGCAUUACAUCGGGGCAAUACUCUAACGGAAAAGAAGUCCGCCUGGCCUUUCGACAUCUACCAAGCCACACUACUCUUCCCCGUCGAUUAUAAGUAUUGGGAACGCGACGUCCAAACAAGUGUCGGUCCCUCCAAGUGCAUUGCCAUGCACGCACACGCAUAUACUCCUGACGGUCAACAAGUGGCGGCCGAUCAGGUCUUCCAUCGACACUCCAUGAAGGAGGCACACCGUCUGGCUUACCAGGCUUACAUGAAGGAGCUCAACAAGAGCGGUUUUUAA
Messenger RNA from Gregarina niphandrodes, 525 nucleotides. RefSeq lists its product as hypothetical. NCBI's taxonomy places the organism in Eukaryota, Apicomplexa, Conoidasida, Eugregarinorida, Gregarinidae. The transcript has 2 exons. Bases 1 to 525 code for a protein of 174 amino acids. The record is from RefSeq and is a predicted model, not a curated record.